AUGACCAAUAACGCACUCGGGACGAUCAUUCAAUCCGUAUCCUACCAUCAUCAAGAACAAAACGCCAAUAUGUCGAUCCAGCAAACUACACAGAUCGACCCUUACGAAUGGCAGCAGGUCGAGCGCGGUGUUUGGCGACGCAACUGCAUCGGCCAUGAAGCAUCCGCUACAUUCAACGAGAACAUUGCUUAUGGCCACACUGAGCUUUCGAUGGCAGUCAGCUUCCGCUUGCACCAUCCUCGCUCUUCUCGUAUUGCAGGGACCGAGCUGGAGUUGGACGAGGCGGUAGCUCGUAUUCGAGAGGGCUGGGUGCGAACACGAUAUCUGCGCCCCGAGCUGGCGGUCGAGAUGGAUCGACACGCCGAUCCUUGUGUCCCUCAGACCUUCACGUACAGGGUGCUGCGGGACGAGGCUUCCAUCCGCGCAUGGGUAGAGCAGACAUUCGUGGUGACAAGGUUGGGCAUGCCAGGAGCAAGCAGCUUCGAAGAGGUCUGCGCUCAUACCUGCAACCGACCCUUGGCUACUCAGGGCAAGCAGUCGAUGCUCUACCUUGUCCUGCCUCGAUUGGGCGACAAGAGGGACCGCACUGCGCGCCUGAUCUGGAAUGUAUCGCACGCAGUCACGGAUGGUGGAAGCAUUGUCGAGUUCUUCAACGUCUUGCUUCAGUGCGCUAUCGAUGCCACUCCAGCUGCACCCCACAGUUCGAUCUAUACUCCUACAGCCUGGGAGCUCGACGUGUAUCCUCGCCUGCCACGCAGCGUAGUCACAGCGUACCGCACGCAGUUCGAACCCAAGCCUUCUGACGUGGAGCAGGCCCAUGCUGCGGCGCAGUCCAAUAUGCGUCUGAUCUCGGAGAGGAUCUGCCAGUCGCUUGCUCUCAUACCAGCUGCUUCCUGGACUGAUCGCAAACACUCCACCAUCUGCCUCGCCAAGACCAUGGAAGUAAGCGAAGCAAAGGAGCUGUUUAGCUUCGCCAAGCAAGUCAAGUCUGGAAUCACCUACUUGGCUUCUGCAGCAACGAUCAUGGCUACAGCUGAGACCUUCCCUGAGCGCAAGGCAACUAGCAACGGUGCUCUGAUGGGAAUGGUUCGCAACGCUAGGCGGUGGCUGUCGCGUACACCAACGGAAGGUGCACCUGAAGGUCAACUCACACCGCUCGGAUCGGACGCUGUGUUUUUGUGGAUUCCCGUCGAUACCAACACUUCACUUGAGCCCAGUCUAGCGGGUCUGCAAGACUUUGUCUCGGUCGCACAAAAGAUCAAGACGGAGCUGCAAGCACACCUUACCACCGCACACUGCAUUUCAUCUUAUCCUGCUGUUGCUGAUGGUGCAAUCACAGGCCUCGCUCAGCAGUGGAAGCAGAUUGAAGCAGCACAUAGCGCCACCCCUCGUUCCUCUGAGGCGGAGCUGCAGGACAUCAUCGGACCUCAAGCCCCAGGCUUCUCUUCGGUCGGCGAGUUCAAGGUUCAGCCUCGAUUUGAGCCAUCAUCUGCUGAAGCCAAGGCGAGCGGCUUGUGGAUCGAGCGCACUGACGUUAGCCAUCUAGGUCGACAAGUGAACGCUUCACCUUGGUUGAGCAUGCUUUCCAUCGACGGAAGGAUCAAGUUGCAGCUUGGCUUCGAUACCAAGUUCCACGAGGAGCACAAGAUGCGACAGUUCAUGGAGCGUGUGUUUGGCUGGUUGCGUGUCUGUGCUGCCGCCUCCUCCCCCACCACCGCCGCCAGCAAUUCAUCUUGGAGGCCCGACCUGAGUGCGUCUGUCUCUGCACGUCUCUAG
Ustilago hordei is the source of this 1776-nucleotide messenger RNA. Its product is annotated as Acyltransferase invovled in MEL production. Lineage: Eukaryota; Fungi; Basidiomycota; Ustilaginomycetes; Ustilaginales; Ustilaginaceae. The transcript has a single exon. The record is from RefSeq and is a predicted model, not a curated record. The coding region runs from base 1 to 1776 and encodes 591 amino acids.